This is a messenger RNA of Medicago truncatula (barrel medic), 2643 nucleotides long. RefSeq names its product probable cyclic nucleotide-gated ion channel 5. Gene Ontology annotation, biological process: transmembrane transport; potassium ion transport. The coding region runs from base 184 to 2379 and encodes 731 amino acids. Lineage: Eukaryota; Viridiplantae; Streptophyta; Magnoliopsida; Fabales; Fabaceae. Gene Ontology annotation, molecular function: voltage-gated potassium channel activity. The transcript has 8 exons. Gene Ontology annotation, cellular component: membrane. The record is from RefSeq and is a predicted model, not a curated record.
AUUGAUUUUAAUUAGUUUUUUGAGAUUAGGAUCCCUCUGCGUUGCUUCCUCCUUUUGUUGGGUGCAUAGCAUAGUUUGUGUUGCAGCCUGCAACUUUUCUCUCUCUUUUUCUUCGAAGUCACCGCAACUUCAACUUCAACAGUUUCUCCAUGAGGUUGUGCAUCUGCGACCUACUGUUGAAAGAUGUUUGACCGAAGUGAUUACAAAUCACAGUACAUGGAUGGCCAGCGAGAAAGUUCUUUUAGGUGGGAUUUCUUGGAUUCUAAACUAUCUUCAUCUUCCGAUGUUAGAGUUACAAAAUCUGGAUUCAGUAUUGAUAAAUUAAACCAUGGUAGUCAUGGAAGCAGCACAACCUCUAGGUCUUUUAAAAAAGGAAUGAGAAAGGGAUCUGAAGGACUGAAGUUAAUUGGUCGAUCACUUGGGCUGGGGGUAUCUAAGGCAGUGUUUCCAGAAGAUCUUAAAGUGUCUGAAAAGAAGAUAUUUGAUCCCCAAGACAAAUUUUUACUCUUAUGGAAUAAAUUAUUUGUUAUCUCAUGCAUUUUUUCCGUGUUUGUGGAUCCACUGUUUUUUUAUCUCCCUGUCAUCAAUGAUCAAUUACACUGUCUGGGUAUAGACCGAAAGUUGGCGAUAAUAGUCACCACCUUGAGGACAGUCAUUGAUGCUUUCUAUUUGCUAAACAUGGCUCUCCAAUUUCGUACUGCUUACAUUGCUCCAUCAUCUCGUGUCUUUGGGCGGGGAGAGCUUGUGAUAGAUUCGGCACAGAUAGCCAAGCGAUACUUGCGACGAUAUUUCAUCGUUGAUUUCCUAUCUGUGUUGCCAGUACCACAGAUUGUUGUUUGGAGAUUUCUUCAGAGGUCAAAAAGUUCUGAUGUACUAGCAACAAAGCAGGCCUUGCUGUUCAUUAUCUUGCUUCAGUAUAUUCCUAGAUUUCUUCGAAUGGUGCCAUUAACUUCAGAACUUAAGAGAACAGCCGGUGUCUUUGCCGAAACUGCAUGGGCAGGUGCUGUAUAUUAUUUGCUGUUGUACAUGCUUGCCAGUCAUAUAGUUGGUGCUUUUUGGUACUUGUUAGCUAUUGAACGCAAUGACUCGUGCUGGCAGAAUGCUUGCAGCGACAAUGGGUGCAACAAAAACUACUUGUACUGUGAGAACCAGCACACGGAAGGUUAUAGUGCCUGGCAAAACAAAAGCAAAGCUAUUUUUAAGUCAAAGUGCUCUGUAGAUGAUGAUCCUCCACCUUUUGAUUAUGGAAUUUUUAAGCAAGCCUUGUCAUCUGGUAUCAUUUCAUCUAAGAAGUUUAUCACAAAAUAUCUUUACUGUUUAUGGUGGGGGCUCCAGAAUUUAAGUACCCUUGGUCAGGGGCUUCAAACUAGCACAUAUCCUGGGGAGGUUAUCUUUUCAAUAGCACUUGCCAUAGCAGGUCUCAUCCUCUUCGCGCUUCUGAUUGGCAACAUGCAGACAUAUCUUCAGUCCCUUACCCUUAGGCUGGAGGAAAUGAGAGUCAAAAGGCGUGAUUCAGAACAAUGGAUGCAUCAUCGCUUGCUCCCAAAAGAGCUUAGAGAGCGUGUGAGACGGUAUGAUCAAUAUAAGUGGUUGGCAACACGUGGUGUAGACGAAGAUAUUUUAGUUCAGAGUCUACCAAAGGAUCUUCGAAGAGAUAUUAAGCGUCAUCUCUGUUUGGCUUUAGUGAGGAGGGUUCCACUAUUUGAGAGUAUGGAUGAGAGAUUGCUUGAUGCCAUAUGUGAGAGACUGAAACCAUGUUUAUUUACAGAGAAUACUUAUAUUGUUCGGGAAGGAGAUCCAGUUGAUGAGAUGCUUUUCAUCAUACGUGGGCGUCUUGAGAGUGUUACCACAGAUGGUGGGAGGAGUGGUUUUUUCAACCGCACAUAUCUAAAGGAGGCCGAAUUCUGUGGGGAGGAGCUUUUAACAUGGGCCCUGGACCCCAGAUCUGGUUCUAAUCUUCCAACCUCUACUCGAACUGUGAAGGCGUUAACAGAGGUUGAGACUUUUGCCUUAACCGCCGAUGAGCUGAAAUUUGUUGCCAGUCAGUUUAGACGUCUUCACAGUAGACAGGUUCAACACACUUUUCGUUUUUACUCUCAACAAUGGAGAACCUGGGCUGCUUGUUUUAUUCAAGCAGCAUGGCGUCGAUAUUGUAAAAAGAAAAUUAUGAAGCUUCGUAUGAAGGAAGAAGAAGCGGAUGAGUCUCACGGCAAUGCCAGUGGCAGUUCCUCCAGCCUUGGUGCCGCCUUAUUAGCCUCAAAGUUUGCCGCGCGCACUCUCCGUGGUGUACACCGCAAUCGACUCGCCAAGACUGCCAGAGAGUUGGUGAAAUUACAGAAACCCCCCGAGCCUGACUUUACAGCAGAUGAUGCAGACUAAAAUUUUCAUGUGUAACUGCUCUUGAAAUUCUUGUUUUUCAUUUACUAUUAUGAUUUAUGACUGAUCUUGUGAAAAAGGUCAAAAGCAAUGUAUCCUUUGUAAAUAAUUGUAUUAUAGUAUACAUUAAGCCUAACUGGCUGUCAUAUUAGGUUUGCCACCAGUAUGUAACUUAUUUACCGUUGUCAAUUGUAAUAUUGAAAUUAUGUGUUGGAAGAAUUAAGGUUGAUUUUAUUUGUGGUCAAUAUUUAAUGAGAUUUGAUGAUA